UAUUUGGAAACCACCGUUUCAAGAAGGCCUGAGCCACAAAUAACGGUAACUGAACAAGUAUAACAGUUUGAGUAAAUAAAAAUAAUAUCAAAAUACUGCUGAAAGCCAUUUCAUUGCAAUGUCAUUACCAGAAACAAGGAAGAUAAUCAUAUAUUUAAUUUCUUCUACAUGCAGUGCUGUCUCACUUCCUUCACAUAAGCUUUGUAAUCUUAUUUGAAAGCAGUAACGUUGUUUAUAGCAGCUAUAAGUGCUGUUAAUAGUUAACAGGUGCAUUCUUACAAUGCACAAACAAUAGACAAAUAAUACAGAUACAUAUAUCGUAGUGAUAAAAGGUCAUCUAAAUAUACUGAAAAUGAAAAUAUACAGUAUGUAGUAAUAAAAUAAGUUUAAAAAAAAUAAUUUCAUUGGUUAAUGCAGCUGUCGUUUACAUUGACAUUACAGAAAAACCACAGGAAGCAGUACCUCCACCAGGUGACUGGUGUAGCUGGUGUGGCGGCUCAUUGUUCAGUUCAGACUAACACAUAAAGUUUGGUCAGUGUCCACAAAUAAAAUAAAAUAUAGUGUUUGUAUCAGACAGGCACAGAUGUUAACAAAUACAAUUUAAAAAAAUCAAUUGGCUGUUAAUGAAAUAGUGGAUUGUUCAUGUAGUGCUUCAUUAAAACCCGCAUCCUACCCCUGCUAUAGUGCAAUAAUGUAAUUCUGAAAAGGCAUACAGUAUCUAUGCUUCAUAUUGUCCUCCAGUUUGCAUUGUUUACCCCCCUUGCCCACACAUUCACAUUAACAAUCAUAUAUCUGCAGGUAUAUGAGUGAUAAAUGCCAUGAAUGCAAGCAACCAUGUUUUCCCGUUGUGUCUUACAAAUAACCUGAAAUAUGUAGUGUAGUUUCCAACAUUUUUGGAAGAGACAACAAAACUUGGUAUAUGAGCUCACAUACAAAUAUAAACACCAAGUAAUAUGAUGUCACAAAUAGCUAUGUUUUAAAAGCUUAAAAAAACAACAAAAAGCUAAAGACUACAGUAAGGCCUCGUUUUCCUUCUUCACCUUGCAUCCUUUUCUCUUCACAUUUAUCUUUCAAAGGUUUCAGUCCAGUGUCAGUCUCUCUACUUUCAAGACCCUGUUGACAGCGAAAGUUAUAAGUAGUCACUGUGGCUGCAUGUCAGAGCUCGGGCAGAUCUCCUUCGCCCCAACACUUUUCCUCCUCCCCCAGUGCAGAUGUCUGUAGAUGGAGUCAAACACUGACACCGUGUAGUGAGCAAACAGGCUGGUCCACUUCACUGCCUCCACAAUCCACUGGACGGUGCGACCCACGAAGGCCACAAACACUGUGGUGUAAUGGGCGAGUAGCAUCAGACUCCUUCCCAGCUGCCUGCCACGGUUGAUGAUCAAGUUGACUCUUUGAUCAUGUCCUGCCAUCUUUUGACUUCUGUGUGAUUUCCAAGGUGCAGAAAAGUCAAUUUUGUAGCUCAAGGGUGCAUUUUUUCGUUUUUAAGACACAUAUGUCUUAAGCUGAUGCUCCCUAAGUAGGUGUAGACGUCUGGAAAUUUGCAGCCAGUCCCUUUUGCGUUGGUCCAAUCAGCGCAGAGAAAGCUUUGUUUCCGGGAGUGUUUGGUGAUGUGGCUCUGCUCUGAAAUCCGUACGAGGAAAUAUAGCAAAUAAAAACCAAGGAACAUUUACCUGAGAAGCACUCGCACAGUGCCAUCUUUAUGUUUAGCCGUCUGGCCACAGUCCUCCAGGAGCUCUCUGGAGAGGAGGGCACAGAUGGAGACUCACAGGGCAUGCUGGUGCCUCAGCUACCUGCCGGAGAGGGCCAGGCUCCAGUGGAGUCUGAGGCACCCGAGGAGGCCUUGGAGAGGCUGGCCCACCUGGAACAACUGGUGGUCCAGCUGAAGGAGCUCAUCAGAGACAAAGACACCCAGCUCGUUGAGAAGGACACUGAACUAUCUAACAAAGAUGCACAACUCAAGAAUGAAAAGGAUGCAGCUGAGGCUCGCUUCACUAAACUCAAACUGCAGGCCAAAGCUAAGAUGGCAUCACUCAGCAAACAGAUCAGUGAAUUGAAAGGACAAGAAGGAGCAACAAGCCCAGACAGCUCUUUCACAGGAGUGGGAUCUGCAAGAGAGGACGAGCUCCAAGAACUUCAGAGCAAGCUGAGCGAGGAGGAGGGGAACAGCAGGGCGCUUAAAGAACGACUCCAGGUCACCGAACAGCUCCUUCAAGAGAAGGAAUCUGCACACGCUGAACAGCUGCGGAUCCUACAGGCUGUGGUCUGUGAGAAGGAUGUGCGCUUUCAGGAGCAAAUCCAGAAACAUGAAGAAGAGCUGCUGAGGGUCACGUCGCAAUCUCAGAAUGACGGCGAGCUUCAGCAGACCCUGCAUACAGCCCAGCGGCGGUGUGAAGAGCUCGAAGAGGCCUUGAACUCUCGGUCCCAGGUGCUGGAAAUGCUGCAGCAAGAAGUCAGCAGUGCCGAUCAGCAGAAACAGAUCUUGACGGCUCAGUUCCGGCAGAUGGAGCAAGAGUUGACCGAGGCCGUCAAGCAGCAAGAGGAUGAGAGGCAGCAGUGGGCCGAACAGUCCAGCAGAACUGAAGCAGAACUCGCCUCUCUACGAACCAACCUGGAGGCCCUGGAAAGAGAAAGUACAGAGGCGGCAAGGCAGGAGAGUGAGCUGUCCUCCCUGAGAGAGGCAGAGCAUGUUCGACUGGAGGCUCUGGAGAAGGAGAAGAUGGAGGUUGUCAGGUUGGAGAGAGAACUGGCUUUGACGAAAGAGGCCGAGCUCGCAGCCGUCCAAGCGUGCCGUGAUGCUUCAGAGAGAGACGGGGCGGAAAUUGCUCGCCUUGAAGGAGAACUUGCAUCUAUGAGAGAGGCAGAGUCUGCAGCCAGCCAGGACACUGCGGAGAGGGAGAAGUCAGAAGUAAAUAAACUAGAGAGAGAGCUGGAUUCCCUCAGACAGGAGUACGAAGAUUCACAGAAGAAGGGUGAGAUGUUGAGUGAAGUUUGGAGACAUCUACAAUCUCUGGCUCUAGAAGAUGUUCAACCAUCAGAGGAAAGUCCAGUUCCAACAGAUCUUUCUCUGUUCGUGGACACUGUGCAGUCCAUUGAGACACAGCUGACAAGGCUGAAAGACGAACGUAUAGAGAGUGAGGAACUUCGUGUCGAGCUUAGCCACACCAUGGAAGCUCUUCAGGAACAAUUAGCCAGAAGAACCGCUGAAAAUGAAGAGUCCAUCACCAGGAUAGAGCAGCUGGAGCAGCAAAUUGAAACAAUGUCUGAAAGAGAUGCAGCUGAACCACCAACACAGAUUUCAUCUGAAACUGACAAAGCACACAUAUUGGCACUGGAGCAGCAGCUGUUGGAAAAAGACAAAGAGCUGGUUGCCUUGCAAGAGUCUCUUCAACUGGCUGAAGAGCGCAGCUCCAGUAAGGCUGCAUUGGGUGAAAAUUAUGAUCAGAGUCCAGAUCAAUGUCAGGAUGCCAGUACAGCCCCCCAUGACACUUCUGCAACCCAUCCUGACUCCCUGGAUAAUACACAAGAAGAGGAGACCACCUUAGUUGCUGAGGACACCUCUGUUAUCUCCAUUUCUGCUGAUAAUGAAAGUAGCCCGGAGCUUAUUGGAGACCAGUCUGAAUCACCAGAAGGAUCCAAAGGGACUUCAUCAGAUGAGAUGGUCGCCAGUAGUGAUUCAGAGGUGGCUCACAGCAGCUGGACCCUCCUGGAAGCUGUGAAUCAAGACGGAGGCCAGGAAUGGCCGUCCAUCCUGCAAGACUUUGGCCAGCUGCAGUUGCAGUCAUGGGAGGCAACAAGCAUGGAGCAGGAAACCUCCACAGUUCAGGCUGAGUCCUCAUCUGUCAUCAUCCGAGAGACGGUCCAGGUUCACUUAACUCAGAGUGAAUCCACCACGGAUGUACCCUCUGGCCAGGUCUUUGCCCAAAUCCUCGCCGAGGAACUCCAGAAGAGGUAUAGUGAACUUUUGGCUGAGCUGCAGAAACUGAGAGAGCUCGCUGCAGAGUCACAGGAGAAAAUCCAGAAUCUGGAGGAAGAAACACAAACACUCGCUACUGCCAAGGAAGAGGUCGAGUCCCAAGCCAGUGAUUUUGCAGAGGAGCUUAAGUUAGCCAAAGAGGAGUUGGACAAGCUUUCCCAGCAAAGUAGCUCUGUGGAGGAGAAGCAUGGUGUUGAAAUUCAUCUUCUGCAUGAACAGUUAGACAUUUUGAACAGUGAAAGUAAAGCCAAGGAGCAGAAGAUCCAGAUUCUGCAGUCAGAUUUAGAAAUGGCCCAACAAGCUCUCUCUGAACAGGAAGGUCAGGCCCGGAUGCUGAGUGCUCAGCUGGAAGACAGAGAGCUCCUCUCCUCUGAGCUUGAAAAGAAGCUUCAAGACAUGGAGAGCAGCAUGUUGGAGUACUCGCGGACAUCAGAUCUCAACAACGAUUCUUUGUCACAGAAGGACUCUGAGAUCUGUGAGCUGCAGCUUCGUCUCAGCCAGAAAGAGCAGGAGAUGACGGAGCUCAAUGACAGCAUGUCCGCUAAACUCCUUCAAGCAGAGGACAACAAGUUUGUGGUGGACAGUGAAGUCAACAAACUAAAGGAGCAGAUAGUAGAGCUGGAGAAAGUGAGAGACGAGAAACAGAAAGUAAGUGAUAAAGACUCCGCCACUCCUGCAGAGGAUGAACUUACUAGUUUACGAAAGGUCAAAGGGCAGCUAGAAACCCAGCUGACAAACGCAAAGAAGAAGUUGCAGGUGGCACUUGUGCAACGGAAAGAGCUUUUGAAGAAGGUUGCUGAUUUUGAGGCAGAAGCAAAGACUCAGAAAGAAAAAGGUGACGCAGCAGAACCAGAAACUGAAAAGUCUCAAGGACAGGAGAUUGAGGAAAUGAAGGUUAAACUCGCGGAACUGGAGCAAGCUUUAAGAUCCAAAGAAGAGACCGUUGAGACUCUUGAGCAGAAAAUUAUCCAACAGGCUCAAGCUCUUGCUGAUACACUUGAUCUGAAUAAAAAGCUAAAUGAAGAAGCUGAAAAAUCUCAUCAGCCUGACGUUUCUUUUGAAACAGCUGCGUUACAGUCUCAAGUGGCGUCUCUCGAGGCCGAGUGUGAAACCCUUCAGAGGAAAGUUGUGGAGGUGCAAGAAUCUCGUAAAGAAACCAUCCAUAAAGCGAAAGAGAAAGAUAGACACCAUCGUGAACAGCUGAAGCAGCAGAAAGAAGAUUACAGCGAACUUAAGGAGCGUUUUGAGUUGCAGAGCGGCGAGAGAGAAGUUCUUCUUACUAAAUUGAGGGAAUUCGAGGAAAAGGUGAGCACUGAGAAAGAAGACCUGCCUCACCAUGAGACCGAGCAACCUGCUGAAAACUUGGAGAAGCCAGCAGCAAAUGAUUGGGUCCAGGAGGAAUGGGUGGAUUUUGCUACAUCUGAGACUGAUUCAUCACAAUCACAAUCUAAAGAUCAGAUUCAGCAUUCUGCAGAGCAAUCUGAGGUUCCUCCACAAAUGGAGGAGUCUUUGAAAGCUCUAACAGAGGAGAUCCAGACUGUGCGGACGGCAAACACAGAGCUAGAAAAGCAGCUGCAGGAAACUCAUGCCAGCCUGUCACUGAAGGAGGCUGAGUUACAGGAACUUGGCAUAGAGCUCCAAUCACUGAGAGAGAAGGAAACACAGAUUGAUGUACUCUCAGAGGAAAUUAGUGAUCUCAAAGAAAAGUAUCGCCAAGCCGAAUCUCAUGCUGAAACCUUGAAGGCGGAGAUGGAAGCUGCAGCCAAAGCAGCACCUGCGGAUUCUGAAACCUCCAUCACAACUCUUCAGGCUGAAGUUGAAGACUUCAAGCAGUUUCUGGACAAUAAGAACCGUGAGAUCAUGGAGCUAAGCCAGCAGCUUAGCGAGCAGACCUCUCUCAUACACUCCAUGCAGGGUACAGUGUCUCAGAAGGAUCAGCUGAUAUCAUCUUUACAGGACGAGCUAAAGGCUGAGCAAGAGAAAAUCCAGAAGUUAGAGGUUGAGGUUCCACAGAGGCAGGAGGAAGAAAAAGACAAUGAGGCAAAGAUCCAGCAGCUUCAACGAAAGCUUCAGGCAGCUCUGAUCUCUCGCAAAGAGGUGCUCAAAGAAAACAAAACCCAGAAGGAGCAACUAGCUUCAAGUGAGAAGCUCAUAUCUGAGCUGCAGCAGAAGAUGGAGUCAGCAGAAGAUGAGCUGGAGAAGCUAAAAGCAGAAAAGGUUAAACUGAUCGACGAGGUUGACCGGAUGUUACUGGAGAACCAAAGCCUAGGGUCAUCCUGCGAGAGCCUCAAACUGGCCAUGGAUGGGAUACUGAGUGAGAAAGAUGCCUGUACGAGAGAAGUAGACUUGGCAAAAGAAGAGGCUGCCAGGGUGUGCAGAGAAUGGGAGGAAAAGGUUCAAGGCAUGAAGGAUGAAUAUGAGACUCUACUCAAGUCUUAUGAAAAUGUGAGCGAUGAGGCGGAGCGCGUGAGACGAGUCCUGGAAGCUGCCAGGCAGGAGAGACAGGAUUUAGCAGCCAAAAUGAGGACAAACGAGGCAGCGAGGCAGGAAGCUGAAAGGCAGACGGAGGAGUCGCAGAAGGAGGUGGAGUCCGUGAAAGACAAAAUGAGAAAGUUUGCUAAAACAAAGCAGCAAAAAAUAUUGGAAUUAGAGGAAGAGAAUGAGAGACUCAGAGAGAUGCAAGAAAGGCCUUCGAUGAAACGACAGGAUUCAUCUCACAAAGCUGAGCUCGGCAGACUUCGAGACGAACUGGGGAGUUUAAGAGAUGAGUUGGAUGCUACAGUAGCAGAAAGAGACUCUUUGGGGCAACAGAUUGAACAGCUGAAGGAAGAACUUGCCAAAACAGCAGAGAAAGACAUUGAUGAAGUUCAGGCUGCUACGCUGAACUCUGCAGCUGUUGUAGAAGAAGUUGUCACUGUCCAGCAGUCAGACACGACCAAAACAGAGCUUGUUGAAAGUCAAUAUGAUGACAAAGAAAAACCCCUCACCUCAGAAGAGACUCCAGAUGACCAAAUAAGUGCAGUAUCUGUACCAGAAACACAUUUGCAACCUACUGUGGAAAGAGAAGAAGCAGAUGUGACUGAAAGUGCUCAAUUUGUAUUAGAUGAUAAAAUGAGGGAGAUGGAGGCCACUGUUAACGCAGAGAGGGAGCUGUGGCAGGAACGAGAGGCUGAGCUAAAGACUGAACUGUCCUCUCUUGAGCAAAAUCUAGAGGAAAGUAAGGAGAAGGUGAGCAUGAUGGCCUCUCUGGAGAAGUGCCUGCAAGAGAGCAAAGAGAGAGAAAAGUGCCUGAUUGAAGAGGCUUCAAAGAGGGAAGCCCAGGUCAAAGAACUCCUGAAAAGCCUUGAAACUGAGAAAGAUAACUUGGAGGAGCGUCUGAUGAACCAGUUGGCCCAACUCAACGGGAGCAUCGCUGGCUACCAGCAAGAGGCAGCAGACACCAGGGAGCACCUGGCUGAACUUCAGCGGGAGGUGGAAAGGUUGGAGAGGGAGCGAGCCGAACUUGAAGCCCAGGCUCAGAGCGAGGGCGACCGAGCGGCCAGGCUGGAAGAGGACAUGAGACAAGCCCAGAGAGAGAGAGCCGAGGCUGAAGCAGAAUCCGGCAAGCAGAGGGAGCUGGAACAACAACUGAGGUCUGCUCAGAGGGUCAAAGAAGGAAGCCAGAGCAGAGCGCGUCAGCUGGAGGAACUGUUGAGAGAAAAGCAGCUAGAGGUCCGUCAGUUACAGAGGGACUCCAUCCAGUACCAAGAGAGGAUCAGUGAGCUGGGUAGGGAGGCAAAGGCGCUGCAGCUAGGCCACGACGAGAUCCACACGAAGCUAGAACAGUCUCAACUGGAGACGUCCAAAACGCUUGAGGACCUGAGAAGGACUGAGGCAGAGUUGGCAAGUAGCAAAUCCCACUUAGACGAAACCCAGAAACAGUUAAAUGAGGUUUUAGUCGAGAAAACAACUUUAGAACAGGACAGCCAGAAGAAAGAAGCUUUAAUCAAAGCAGAGGCAGAGCAAACCCUGGACUCUGUGAGAUUCAGGCUCGGGGGUGAACUAAAGGAGAUAGAGCUGAGACUGGAAGAUGCAGACAGAGAAAGAGAAAAGGAAGAGGAGGCCACGCUGGAGGCCAGAGAGAUCGCAAAAGGAGCCGAGAGACGAGCUCAGGAAAUGCAGGCCCGUCUGGAUGAGUCUCUUGCCAGGUUAGCCGCCUUCUCGCGCUGCAUGUCCUCACUGCAAGACGACCGGGACAGAGUUUUAGACGAGGCUCGGCAGUGGGAGACUCGCUUUAAUGAUGCUCUGCAGGGUAAGGAGGCUGAAGUUCGGGAGGCUGAAACACGAGCCAAGGAGCUGGCAGAGCAACUUCAGAAAGAAUCUGCACUGAAAGAAGAGCUUCAGCUCUCAGUUGACAGAUUAGAGAAAACCGACAAAGAUUGGCAGCUGAAAGUAGCAGAAGAUGAGAAGAACGUUCUACAGAGCCGCGCCGCCCUUGAAGAGGAGAGGAGCAAGUUACAGCAAACCACAGCUGAGUUGCAGUCUGCACAAAAUGAAGCCCAAGUCCUAAAAACUGAGCUGGAGAGUCUGCAUCAGAGGAUCCGGGCUCUGGAGGAGGCUGUAGGCGUGCUGCAGGAAGAAGUCGACCAGGCCAGGACUGCGCUGAAGGAGAGGGAGGUAGAAGAGAGGCGGCUGUGUCUGAACGUGGAGCAACUAGAGACAGACCUGCGCUCCUCCAAGGCCUUGACCGAGAGCCUGCAGACGGAGUUAAAUGAGAAGGAGAGGAGGGAAGUGGAACUUCUGGGGGAGAAGGAGCAAGCUGUUACUCAGGCUGCAGAGGAGGCUCGGAAGGAGGCGGACAGCAGGGCACAAGAAGCCGAAAAGGAGCUGGAGCAGAGGAGAGGGGAACUGCGGGAUCUGGAGGAAAAACUACGAAAGGCAGAGGAAGAGAGCAACAACAGAAAAGCCAGGCUGGACUCUUUCAUGAAGGCUAUGGGCUCUUUGCAGGACGACAGAGACAGAGUCCUCAACACGUACAAGCAGCUGGAGGAGAAACACCUGCAGGUAAUGAUGGAGAAAGAUGGUCUGAUCCAAGAGGCAGCAGGAGAGAACAACAGCCUGAAAGAAGAGCUGCGCUCUCUGCUGGUCCAGAGAGACGACCUGUAUGCUGAAAAGGCCAAACUGUCCGCUCAGCUUCACGGCUACCGUGAAGAACUUAAUCAAGUUCUUAGCAUGAAGGACUCCCAACACAAACAGCUUUUGGCAGCCCAGCGAGAACGGAUCGCCUCUUUGGAAAGGGAGCGUGAGGAGCUAGAAAGUCAGUUAAAGAGCAUGAGCCGAGCCAGAGAGACGGAAGUAGAAGCAGGUAAAGUGGAGAGGGAGAUUCUUAACCAGGCUGCUGACAGUAGGACAGUAUCACAGGUGAAAGAUGCUCCUGGUGCAGAGGUUGAGAAGCUGAGAGAGCAGCUGCAGGCAGCUAGAGAACAAGUGGAGGCUUUGGAAGAGCGUCUACAAACGGAGAGGCAAGAGCAGGAUAGCAGGAGCAAAGAACUAGCUGAACUGCGAUGGGAGGGAGGCGUGAUGAGGACAGAGUCGGAGAGCGCUCAGGAGAGGGUGGCAGAGCUGGCCAGUGAUCUGCUGGCUGUCGAACAGAAGCUGCUGGAGGAGAAAGAGGUGACGGCACGGCUGACAGCAGAGAACCAGUCCUUUGCUAAAUCCAUGGCCUCCCUCCAGGAUAGCAGAGAUCAGGCAGAAAACAAGGCCCAGGAACUGAGCCUGAGGCUGGAAGAGAUGAGCAAGGCAGGAGGCCAUGCAGCACACAGCAGCCCCGCAGGCUCCACUGGAGAAGUGUGGGGCUUGAAGAAUGCACUACAAGCCCUGCAGAACGACAGGGAGAGACUGCUGGAGCAGCUUCAAACACAGACGUCUGAGCUCAAGAAACAGAAGUCAGAGCUGGCUCGUCUGGGAGCGGGAGAGCUGAUUAAAGUCAGCCAGGAGCUGUUUGAUGAAAAGAAAAGGAAUGAAGACAUGCUGCGUGUUGUAGCACAGCUAGAGAAUGUUGUGGAAAUGGGCAAACAGGAAAUCGAGACCCUCAGACUGGAGCGAAUUGACUGGAUGGCUCAAGCCGAGCAGCUGAAGCAGCAGACCCUCACCACACUCUCAGAGCGGGACCAACAACUGCGACAGCUUACUGCCAUGCUGGAGGACGCCCGCACUCAUAAGCCCAAACUUCAACAGGAACGCUAUCAGAGAGAAGUAAGGGGCACAGAGGAAGUGGACAGUGCUCCUGGAGCCCCACAGGAGAGAAUUAACCUGCUGGACAGCCACGCCUACGUUGCUGAGGUCAAAGAGCUGCAGCGAAGACUGGAUGAAGAGACACAGCAGAGGAUAGCAGCUGAGGAGCAGCUGAUGGCUACGCAAGAUCAACUUGAACGUCACAGCCAGGCUAAAUGGCACUCUGCACAAGAAGGGGAUCACUCAGAGACCGCUGUUUUCAUCGAGCCGCCGGAAGGAGCUGUCACUCGACAGACUCGAAGAGGCGGCCCCGGUUUGAUGCGGAUGCUCCGAGUGGCCUUCUGCUCCCGCCAGCGCACCCCUCUGCUGUUCAGCCUCUAUCUGCUCACUGUGCACGUCCUGCUGCUGCUGUGCCUGGGCGGAUACCUCUGAAACCAGCUCCCCUUUAACAAUCCCCGACAAGAUUAGAAGAGAGGGAGAAAGGGACAAAAGGAAGGGAAAGAAAAUGGAAAUGUGACACAGACCUAACCCAAGCCAACAUAAUGUUUGAUAUUGUUACGUGUAAUAAAUUAGGAAAAAAAGGGGGAAUGAGAAACGCUCUACACGCAAACACUGCACUUUACCAGGACUUCAACUUUUAGCCAAAGUAUAUAGAUUUAUAUAGGGAGGUGUUGUCAUUGAUUUUUAACCAUUUUGAUCUUUUAAUGGCUUUCAGGUGUGUAUGGCAGGUUUUUCAAAACCCCAAACAAAGAGGACAUAAAAGGGAUUAAUUAUCCUUUGCUUAAAAAUCUUUAGGAGUAAAUCAAGUAUUUUGGCAGAUGGUGUUCUUCAUGUGCCUUUAGAUUUGGAUAUAAAAGGGUCACUUAACACUAAAGCAAAAGUUUGACAUCUUGGGGAAACCACUGUCUUGUCUGCCUUGUUAGAUUUAAGGCUACAGCUUAAAGGGGACCUCUUAUGCUUUUUCCUUAUAUUCAGACUGGACUAGCUUUGUCUUCAAAGUGACAAAAUCCACCCACCAGCACCUCUGAAGCUCACCAAUUAACAUGUAAUAUAUUGUUUGAUUCAUCCCUACAUAAGCCUUGUAUUUAAUGGUCAGAUGUGUGAGUGGUAUCUUUCUCUUUGUCUAAUUAUCCAACCAGAAAGUAAGUUUAAUAUAUUUCCCCAACAUGUCAAACUUGUUCCAUUCAGCUGGCUUGAGGUUCAGGAUGUGCUGUGAUAGUCCAGUCUCUUCCUCUUCUGCUCGUUUUAUGCACAAAAAAAAAAUGGAGCACAGUGCAAUUUCUGUUCCUACACAUUCCUAUCAUGUGAGUUUUUUUCUUUUCUCUAACUGUCCCCUUAUAUAAGUCACAUUUUAAAAAAACAACAAAAAAAGAGAGAGAGAAAUAUUAUAUUGAUAUUUAUACUUGUAUGUCACGUAUGUCGGCUGGAUGUGGGUUUUUCCUCUUACAUACCCAAUAAGACCCCCCCCUUCCUGACCCGUCCACAUUUAUUUCUGUUGCACAGAUGUAGAGUUUACGGUUUGCCCUUUAGUUUUUAAGGCAGAUGAAGUUGCCAUUCAGGUGCAAUGUUAACCACAGUGUGGAUUCAUUCCAGAGGAGAAAGACUGCUGUGUUUUUUCCCAAUAAUAUCCAUCCCAUUAUAGACUACUGUGAUGUAGCAUAAUUUAUUAUUAUAAGUUGAAACUGUUAAAUCGUUCACUACUUACUGUAAAUCUAUAUUGCCAUUGUCUUCUUCCUUCUUCCUUUCUUUCUAUCUUUCUAUCGCUCACUGUGGGUAGAUGGAUUACUGUACGCGUCUUCUUUAAACGUCCAUGUUUUUCCUUCACAUCACAUCACAUCUCACACACACACACACACUGAAAUAAUCUGAAAUUGAACUGUAAAUAACUGUUUAAAAGGGCUGUAAUUAAAGUGUUGGGGGUUUAGAUCAGGGAAUGAUCUCCUCAAAUAUUAUUGGCUCGUUCAUGUGGCUGUAGGAAAAAAAACUAAAUAUUGGGAUUUUUUUUCCUCAUUGUUGCCGUCCUGUUCAAAAUUGACAUAUAGGAGAUACAUUUUAUGAGAAAAUCUGCAUAUUUUUCAGCUUUUAGAUUAUGCAUUUUUCAGAUAAUCCAGAUAAUGUUGUAAGGAUUUAUUGAGUUUGAGAAGUAGAGGUGUCUCAUGCUUUGAGGAUCAAUUAAUCCUUCAUUUAAUUUAUUUUACACUAAAGUUAAAAUAACCUAAAUUGGAGAUACAUGGAUGUUGUAUGAGGACUUUUCUUAACUGUUUUCUGCAGCUCAGUUCAUUUUGAUUUCCAUAAGCAGAGUCUGAAAUGUAAAGCUCAGGUUCAGACCAAACAAGUGGAAGUCAUGACAUACUGUGAAGUCUUCAAAAUGAAAUUCAAAACUUAAUUACUGGUUUUAAAUGGGUAAUAAUGCAUCGCUUUAUGGAAAGAUAAAAAACACUUAAAUCACACACCACAUUCAAAAACCUUUUAUGUUAAUUUCAUGUGGAGGUGAAAUCUUGGUCUUGAUCUUACUUUCCUGUAAAAGUUGUAAGUAGCCUGUUCACACGGGGACUUUGGUUUACUUAAGAAAACGGUUUUUGAAACAAUUAUAGAUCACAACACGGAGGAAAGAAUAAACAUGUUCAGUAAACAA
Scomber japonicus (chub mackerel) is the source of this 12824-nucleotide messenger RNA. RefSeq names its product golgin B1 (gene golgb1). The record is from RefSeq and is a predicted model, not a curated record. Gene Ontology annotation, cellular component: membrane; endoplasmic reticulum-Golgi intermediate compartment; Golgi apparatus. The transcript is spliced from 20 exons. NCBI's taxonomy places the organism in Eukaryota, Metazoa, Chordata, Actinopteri, Scombriformes, Scombridae. Bases 1703 to 10621 code for a protein of 2972 amino acids.